GGUCCGUUUCAUAAUUCACUCCGGUAGUGUUCUGUGAUGCGGGAUGGUGUGAGUAAGAGGGGUUUACUGUCUCCUCGUGCCUCAGUCCUUCCCGCAACGGAAACCUAUUAAUGAUAUCAGGGGGGUUACAGUCACCUCGGGGGGUUUCUGCAGUCCGAAACAAGUCAGCUCUCUAUCUGUUAUUGGGGAAUGAACGACGAGAAAAGCCCGGAUAACGGCAAGAGAAACUCUGGGUAUACCAGAGUCUGAUUGGACUGCAACAUCUGAUCCUUCUCUAUGUGGCUUUGUGUUUCUCUGUUCACAGUAUUGAGCAAAUGCUGGCUGUGAACCCCGGGAAGACGCCCAUCAGUCUGCUGCAGGAAUAUGGAACGCGGAUAGGCAAGACUCCAGUGUACGACCUGCUGAAGGCUGAGGGUCAGGCCCACCAGCCCAACUUCACCUUCCGCGUGUCUGUGGGAGACAUCAACUGCACCGGCCAGGGCCCCAGCAAGAAAGCUGCCAAGCACAAAGCCGCCGAAGCUGCCCUGAAAAUGCUGAAAGGAGGAAUGCUGGGAGGAAUCGGAGCGAAUGGGAUGGAGGGAGAAGGGUUUGUCGGGAUUGAUAUGGAGGGAGAAUGCCCUCAGUCAGAGAUGAAAUCAUCUAGUUCAACACAACAAGCUGAGUGCAAUCCAGUCGGAGCUUUGCAGGAACUAGUAGUGCAGAAAGGCUGGCGUUUACCUGAAUACACAGUCACUCAAGAAUCUGGUCCUGCACACCGCAAAGAGUUUACAAUGACCUGCAGGGUGGAGAGAUUUGUUGAGAUAGGUAGUGGCACAUCAAAAAAGCUUGCUAAAAGAAAUGCAGCGGCAAAGAUGCUCUCUCGUAUCCAUGACGUACCAGUGGACAUGCGUAGCAGCCAUGAGGCCGAAGCAGAAGAUGACACCUUCAGCAUGCAAAUAGGUGGCAGACUAGAGGGAGGGAAGUCUAAAGGUCUCGGCUGCACGUGGGACUCUCUGCGAAACUCGGCCGGAGAGAAGAUCCUACAGCUGCGCUGUCAUCCUCUGGGCCAGCCCGACUCCAAUGACUUCAAUUUCUGUUCUCUCCUUCGUGAGCUUUCUGAGGAACAGCGCUUUGACGUCAGCUACCUGGACAUAGAGGAACGCAGUUUGAGUGGACUUUACCAGUGUCUGGUGGAGUUGUCUACACAGCCCAUUACCGUCUGUCACGGAUUCGCCUCCAGCCUGGAUGCAGCGCGUGCCAGCGCUGCCCACAAUGCCCUUCAGUACCUCAAGAUCAUGGCAGGGGGGAAAUAAACCACAGUUACAGAUCUCAUGUAACAUUUUUGUUUCUUUUUGCUACCUAGAGGAAAAUGGGAAAAUCAGGUGAAUUGAAGCUUACCUCUUCUGCCCCCAGUUGUGUAAUAUUGAGGGGCCUUGUUUGUUUGACGCAGUAGGUGCACGAUUGCUUACUGCUACCAGCUGUGAAAUCAGUUGGAGGACAUACCGAUUGCCUAAUUUUCACAUUGAAUUUGACACCAAAAGUGUGCACCCUUGCUCCUCAGUGCCUCCAAACAAAGGCAGGGGACACUAUUAACUUGAAACCUGAGGACAGAGGUUCACAGGUGUGCAGUGUGAGUGAAUUUGUCUGUAGUUUAUUUGGAAAAAGUCAUAUUUAUUUCUUCACAAAAAACUGAGCUUUGCCCGAAAGUCUUCGCGUUUUAACUUUCUCUAAUUAAAAUUGUGGUAUAGAUAAUUUGCUCUGUGACCUAGAUGAAUUGAUGAACCUACAACAGACAGCAUGACUUUUUUUAAUUGUAAAUAUUUCACUUUUGUACAUUUUUAUUUUCAUUAUAUUUUAGGAAUAGUUAUUCGUUAACGUUAAUUUUGCUUUAUAGAACGUAUUUGUAAAAUAAAGUCUUUUUCUCUGCCAUUGAAACUAUGAUAUACAUUUUAACAGUUUGACAGUUUGUGGUAAAUAUCUACCUCUGUGUGUGUGUUCCUGCCUUACAGGCUUCAUCAUUACAUUUGGACUUGCAAAGACUGAAAUGUUCAUAUUCAAUAUAAUAGUAUAUGACCAACAACAGUAGGAUGUGACUGUGUGGCAACUGAUGUAAUUUGUACCAAAUUGGUGAAUCUGUAUCUACUGAAUAUUUUAUCUUGAACAAUAAACUUGAAGUUGACAUUA
This is a messenger RNA of Labeo rohita (rohu), 2163 nucleotides long. RefSeq names its product TAR (HIV) RNA binding protein 2 (gene tarbp2). Lineage: Eukaryota; Metazoa; Chordata; Actinopteri; Cypriniformes; Cyprinidae. Gene Ontology annotation, cellular component: RISC-loading complex. Gene Ontology annotation, biological process: regulation of viral transcription; regulation of siRNA processing; regulation of miRNA processing. The coding region runs from base 315 to 1292 and encodes 325 amino acids. The transcript has 7 exons. The record is from RefSeq and is a predicted model, not a curated record. Gene Ontology annotation, molecular function: pre-miRNA binding; siRNA binding; double-stranded RNA binding.